CGGAAAUUUCGCGCCAAUGACGCAAACAAAAGCAAAACAUUGUAAAGUGGAAACUUCAUCUUAGUUUUUGUUUUAAAAUACUUAAAAUUAUCAUUAAUUUUGUUUAUUAUUGUUGUUUCUUAACUAUAUAGUGUUAAUACCAUAAUUAUACAGUGAUAAUGUCAACUCCUGCAAAACGGCCGUCGUCGCGUGCCUCAUCUGAGGCACCAACACCUUCGCGUAGAACCCGGUCUUCGCAACAAAUUGUUGUCCCGGAAACUCCACAACGGUCCACGGGAACACCAUCAAAUAAUGGCACUCCUGGCACCCCUCGUGGCACUCCACGUACCCCAGGUGCUCAAGUUCCUGGCACAUCACCUGCUCGUGCCUUAGCAUCCAGUCCACUGGGGACUGACAUUGAUCUAAGUUCGCCUUUGAACUAUGGCACUCCCAGUUCACUUAGCACUCCUCGCUCCCUCAUGAGGGGAGCCAUGACUCCAGCUAGGCAAAGGGCAGAUCUUAGAGGUCAAGCUGCAGGGAGACAUGUGCCUGCUCCGACACCCACCAGACAUGGGGAAGAAGCAGCUGCUGAAUCAUCAGGCGAGCCCCAACUGGUGGUGUGGGGCACGGAUGUGGCCAUCGCCGAGUGUCGCGACAAGUUCGUCAAAUUCAUACAAAGAUAUGUGGAGCCCGAUGCAGUCACUAAUGAACCACUGUAUGAGCAGAAGUUGGAAGAGAUCCAUACACUAGAAGAACCAUUCUUGGAUGUGGACUGCGAGCAUGUGAAGACCUUUGACGCCAAGCUGCACAGGCAACUUGUGUGUUAUCCACAAGAGGUGGUACCAGCUUUCGACGCGGCCGUGAACGAGAUGUUCUUCGAGAAGUACCCGGCCGCCGUGCUGGAGCACCAGAUACAAGUGCGGCCGUUCAAUGCGCCCAAACGACACAUGAGGGAUCUUAACCCAGAAGACAUCGACCAACUGGUCACAAUUACGGGCAUGGUAAUCCGCACAUCCGCCAUUGUGCCGGAAAUGCGGGAAGCGUUCUUCAAGUGCGCCGUUUGCGGAGCCGCCGCCACCGCCGAGCUGGAGCGCGGCCGGGUGCCCGAGCCGGCGCAUUGCGGCCACUGCAACACGGCUCACUGCUUCCAACUGAUACACAACAGAUCCCAUUUUACUGACAAACAGCUGGUCAAGCUGCAGGAGUCGCCAGACGACAUGCCGGCGGGCCGCACGCCGGCCACGGUGAGCGUGAUGGCGCACGGGGCGCUGGUGGAGGGCGCGGCGGCGGGCGAGCGCGUGGCCGUCACGGGCGUGUUCCGCGCCGCGCCCGCCAGCCUGCACCCCAGGAAGGCCACGCUGAAGGCUCUCCACCGCACACAUAUCGACGCCCUGCACUACGCCAAGGUCCAUAGCGACAGGCUGCUGGAAACUGAGGAGGGCAAGGAGCAUCGCUUCCCCCCAGAGCGUGUAGAACUGUUCAAAGCAUUGGCGUCCCAACCUGAUGCUUACGAGCGGCUGGCCCGCGCUGUAGCACCCUCCAUUUACGAAAAUCUGGAUAUCAAGAAAGGAGUGCUGUUGCAAUUACUCGGGGGAACAAAGAAGAACUUCAAUGCUGCAGGCAGAACACACUUCAGAUCAGAAAUCAACAUCCUUCUGUGCGGCGACCCGGGCACCAGCAAGUCGCAGCUGCUGCGCUGGGUGCACGCGCUGGUGCCGCGCGCGCAGUACACGUCGGGGCGCGGCUCCUCGGCCGUGGGGCUCACCGCCUACGUCACCAAGGACCCCGACACCAGGCAGCUGGUGUUGCAGACAGGCGCCCUUGUACUGGCCGACAACGGGAUUUGCUGUAUCGACGAGUUUGACAAAAUGAAUGACUCAACUCGCAGUGUGUUGCAUGAAGUGAUGGAACAGCAAACCCUCUCAAUAGCAAAAGCUGGCAUCAUCUGCCAACUGAACGCGCGCACCUCCAUCUUGGCAGCGGCGAACCCAGCAGAAUCCCAGUGGAAUAAGAACAAGACGAUUGUGGAGAAUGUCCAACUGCCACAUACAUUGAUGUCCAGAUUCGAUCUGAUAUUCCUGGUGUUGGACCCGCAAGACGAGAUGUUCGACCGUCGCCUGGCCUCUCACCUCGUGUCACUGUACUACAAAGACCCUAUGGAGAUCAUCGACGAGGAUGUUGUGGACAUGGCAUUGAUGCGCGACUACAUAGCGUUCGCGAAGGAGCACGUGCAGCCCACUCUCAGCGAAGCUGCGCAACAGCGGCUCAUAGACGCCUACGUCGAUAUGAGAAGGGUAGGCAGCGGUCGCGGUCAGAUCUCGGCUUAUCCGCGUCAGCUGGAGUCUCUCAUAAGACUUGCUGAGGCAUACGCGCGACUGAGACUCAGCCCUGUGGUCGAAAUCUCCGACGUUAACGAGGCUGCCAGAUUACACCGCGAAGCUCUAAAACAAUCGGCGACGGACCCGGCUUCAGGUCGCAUCGACGUGGGAAUCCUCACUACGGGUCUCGGAGCAGCCGCCAGGAGGAGGCGGGCGGACCUCGUGGCCGCUCUCAAGGAACUCAUCAAGCCAUACAACAAGCCACAUACUGUCACACACUCCAAGAUUCUGCAGGAGAUCAACUCUACUUCGCAAUUUACGGUUUCGCGUGAACAACUGGACGAGGCGCUGCGUGACCUGCAAGACGAGGGGAAAGUCACCGUGGUCAGCCACACGCAUAUCAGACUGUGUUGAAACUGAAUUCGGAAAUGAUACAUGUUGUAACAAUUAAGCAUUUGAAAUUAAGUUGAUCUUUAUUAAAUUUCAAUAAAAAAAACCCAUUUA
This is a messenger RNA of Amyelois transitella, 2801 nucleotides long. RefSeq names its product DNA replication licensing factor MCM4 (gene dpa). NCBI's taxonomy places the organism in Eukaryota, Metazoa, Arthropoda, Insecta, Lepidoptera, Pyralidae. Bases 159 to 2711 code for a protein of 850 amino acids. The transcript has 17 exons. Gene Ontology annotation, molecular function: ATP hydrolysis activity; ATP binding; single-stranded DNA helicase activity. Gene Ontology annotation, cellular component: MCM complex; nucleus. The record is from RefSeq and is a predicted model, not a curated record. Gene Ontology annotation, biological process: mitotic DNA replication initiation; DNA replication; double-strand break repair via break-induced replication.